Megalobrama amblycephala (Wuchang bream) is the source of this 5318-nucleotide messenger RNA. It is a transcript of the gene ablim2, whose product is annotated as actin binding LIM protein family, member 2. The transcript is spliced from 23 exons. Gene Ontology annotation, biological process: lamellipodium assembly; cytoskeleton organization. NCBI's taxonomy places the organism in Eukaryota, Metazoa, Chordata, Actinopteri, Cypriniformes, Xenocyprididae. Gene Ontology annotation, molecular function: actin filament binding. The record is from RefSeq and is a predicted model, not a curated record. The coding region runs from base 276 to 2387 and encodes 703 amino acids. Gene Ontology annotation, cellular component: actin cytoskeleton.
GCGCAUCACAGCCAUACGGCAACACCCCGCUCGUGCAUGCGCCCGCAACGCUGCGCACUACGUUUAUUACCGAUUCUACAGCAUAUACAACAACGACUUUUCUUCUGUCGCAGGUGCGAGGCGCUUAUUUCGUGUCUUUUUAUUACUUUCCACGUUGGCUCGAGCACUUGUGCACCGGGCGGUUGAAAGAUGUACGGAGCACGCUGAAUGCUCAGCCUUAAUGAGGAUCUAGAGACAUACAUGACAUUGGACUCUGAAAAGGUCUGCGGACAACAAUGAGCACCGCGUUUCACCAGCAGGCUGUUCACAGUCCCCUGGAGCAGCAGAAAGGACAGCGGCAGAGCGGCCCCAUCCCGUGUCAAAACUGUGGCAAGCCCUGCAAAGGCGAGGUGCUCCGGGUGCAAAAUAACCACUUCCACAUCAAGUGCUUUGUUUGCAAAGUUUGUGGAAGUGACUUGGCUCAGGGAGGGUUUUUUGUGCGGCAAGGCGAGUAUAUCUGCACUUUGGAUUAUCAGCGACUCUAUGGCACCCGCUGCUUCAGUUGUGAAGAGUUCAUUGAAGGGGAAGUUGUGUCCGCCCUGGGCAAGACAUACCAUCCACGCUGCUUUGUCUGUGCCGUCUGCAAGCAGCCGUUUCCAGCUGGGGACCGCGUGACGUUUAAUGGAAAGGAGUGCAUUUGUGAGAAAUGCACUCAGCCUGUGCCAGUCAACAGCACGGCCCCCCCACAGGCUGUGUACAAUUGCUGUGGCUGUGGAAAGGAGUUUAAAAAUGAGCAGUCUCUGGUGGCGUUGGACAAGCACUGGCACCUUGGCUGCUUCAAGUGCAAAGUGUGCAAUAAAGUGCUUAAUGCAGAAUAUAUCAGCAAGGAUGGGAUCCCAUACUGUGAGGCAGACUACCACGCCAUGUUCGGCAUCCAGUGUGAAACCUGCAAGAAAUACAUCACCGGAAAAGUACUUGAGGCUGGAGAAAAACACUAUCAUCCCACAUGUGCCAAAUGUGCACGCUGUGACCAGAUGUUUGGAGAGGGCGAGGAGAUGUACCUGCAAGGUUCUUCCAUCUGGCAUCCUCCUUGCAGACAGGCGGCGCGUAUGGAGGAGAAGAGUAAGAAACAGGUGCGGAUUCAGCUCACUGAUCUCCAUUCCAAUGUACAUGAGCAGGUGACGAGAACCUCCUCUGAGAGCAUCACCUCUGCUCCUGCCUCCAGUGCAUCUGGCUCCCCUAGCAGAGUUAUCUAUGCAAAACUGGGUGAUGAACUUCUGGACUACAAGGACCUGGCUGCUCUUCCUAAAAUCAAAGCGAUCUACAAUAUUGACAGACCUGACAUGCUCUCAUACUCGCCCUAUGUGAGCUAUCCUGUGGAGGACAGGACCUUUGGAGAGUCACCCCAGCAACUCACCCCUACUCCAACUGAGGGAGAUGGGGAAAAGUCUCCCCGCCAGAGGAGGCCCUCCAGCCCCAGCUCCAACAGCUCUUUAGGGGGUUAUGGCCGCUAUACGCCUUCCCGCUCACCACAGACCUACAGCAGACCAGAGCAAUAUCUGAGCGUCAAAUACACCACCCAUCCAGAAAAUUCCAACUUGUUGCCUAUACCAACCUCGGGGAGGAGUAGCACCCAUGGUAGUGCCAGAGGCUCCUCCCCACUGCCUUUGUACAGCAGCAGUGGUAGAAACACUCCACAGGCAGGGAGCAGUGGUGUGGCCCUGCCCCUCAACCCCACUACUCUGGCAUUGCUCCAACAGCACAACUACAUCCCUUACUUUAGAGGUAGUGAAAGUGGGCGGAGUACCCCCAGUCUCUCCACCUACUCCGAUGGCAAAUCUCCUUCCUCUACAUAUGUGGCAGCCCCACGGCAUUUCCACAUCCCAGAGACUAAAGUCAAAGAUAAUAUCUAUAGAAAACCCCCUAUCUACAAACAGCAUGCUUCCAGAACCUCCUGGCAAGAUGAUGACAUAGACAGAAAGACCAGAACAAGUUGGAUGAACCUGAAGAGUGAGAUUGAUGGACAGUCUCCAGACCUGGACCCCAGGACCUCCACACACAGCUUGCCCACCGAUAUCUCUCAACCCAACUUUCCAUACAACAAGUCUGCUUCGCUGCCAGGAUACGGGCGGAACGGCAUAUACAAGGCGGCUGAUCUUGGUGAGGAUGAUGCAGAUCAUGACUCAUCUUGGAGUGGAAUGAGAGAGUAUAAGGUCUACCCCUAUGACAUGCUAGCUGUGACCCACAGAGUUAGAGUAAAACUACCACGUGAUGUGGACCGCACCAGACUGGAGAGGCACCUGUCACCAGAGGACUUCUACAACGUGUUUGGGAUGACCAUUGAACAGUUUGACCGUUUGGCUUUGUGGAAGAAAAAUGAUCUCAAGAAGAAAGCCCGCUUGUUUUAAAUCACGCCGAAUCGCUUGAAGGAAAGCAAAGAUAAAGAGAAAACCUCUUCUCAUCCAUCCUGUGUGCAUGGAGGGAUGAGUGUGAGAGAAAUAUAUAUGCACCUUCAUUCUGCUGCAUAGCUACUGUCAUCCCAUCUCACGCCGAGGAAGAGGACGCGCUUUCACAACGCCGUUUGCCACCUAGCUUUGUGCGUGAACGCCACACCACAUGGUCUGAAUGUUACUCUGAUGACGGAUAGACUGGAGUCAGAACUGAAUUCUCCAUGACUCUUUGUUUUUCUCUUUGAUUGUCUUUGAUCUCGCUCCCUCAGCUGUCUUUGUGAUUACUGUGUUGUAUUCUCUCUUUGUGGAAAAAGCACUCAAUAUUGAUAUAAGCCACUUUCUUUACAUUUUAUACCAUUGAUAAACAUGGCCAACCAGCUCUACUUAUACAUCUUUAUGCUAUGUAAUACUACCCAUCUUCCCCUAUCCCCUUGUUUUUGACUGCAAUGAAUGUUGUCUAACGUUUAAGUCUUGUCCUCGUCUACUCGUAUUCUUUGCUCAAUGUCUUUCUCUCACUCUUUUCUCAGUCUCUUCCUGCCUGUUCCUCUUCUUUCAGCCACUGCUCGGACUGUAAUAUUUAUCAUGUAAUAUCAGCUUAAUGGAAGCUCAUUCAUCCAUGGCUUUAGCAUGACCAGGCCAAAGACUCAUUCAGAGCAAAGCACCUUACACAUGACCUAACCAGACGCGACGCAAUAAGGCGACAAGAAAAAAAAUUCUUCCAGGUCAUUUUUGUCCUAUCCAGCUUCAACCAUGACAAGCAAAGAGCAACACUUCGCUUAGUUUCAUUGACUCAGCAUCAUGCUGGGUAGCCACGCCCACUGUGAAAUCUCAUUGGUUCGUCAUAACUGUACAUUACAUAUCUUCUCAUUGGCUGUGAUUGUGUUACAUCACACAUCAGAUUCAGAACUUGUCAUAUUGCGCCUGGUUAGGACACAGUGUUAGUUGAUAUGUUUAUUAAUCUUUACUGUUGCUGAAUGACUGUGAGUGCAGACAGCUGGAACAAUGCAUAGCUUUUGUGUUAUAUUAUGUAUUUGUUUGCUUUUCAGGUCAAUGUGCAAUUCAUCAGAUGUCAUUAUUAUGACAUCACAGUUAUUCAAUAAGACAUUUAAAUUCAUAUCUGGACUUCACAUACUCUCUCCAUAUAUAUCGUGCACAGUACGUAUGGUCAUACGUCUUAUCAGCCAGACACUGCGUUGGUCUUUCUCAUUGUUUUAAUCUAACACAACUUGAAAGUGCUCAUGGCAGAGUAAACUCUUAUUUUUAUAUACAUCUUUUUUUUUUUCAUACAGAUGUUUGACAGAUACUUUAUUUGCCAUUUACAAAUAAUUGCAACAUUGACUUUAGCAUGGAGCCAUGCCAAAGUUAACAGUUUCUGUAGCAAUUAGUGAAACUAAUACAACACAACACUUAAUAAAGCAUGCCGUUUAGUGGUGCUUCAUUUCAUUUAAAAAAAAAAUAUGAUUGUUUUUCUAUUUUUUUUUUUUUUUUUUGAUUGAUUGAUUGUUAAUAAAUGCGUGUGCAGUAUAUUGAUAUAAAUGUCCGUUACACUGAUCAUGUCACCCUGUAGGCAUGCACUGCAUAUACUGGAAGCAUCAUGUAAUGGCUUCAUAUUCAACUUUAGAGUGUAAUCAUGACGUGUUGUUUGAUUUGAGAUCUGAAAGUUACUGAGAGAUUGUUUUGUUUCUUCAGACACAUUCUUAAGUUGUACCAGGUUUGUUCUAGAUAUUUUACUCUGAUGAAAUUUAACUUGGUUCUUUUGCUGAUGCCAAUGACUCAGAUUUGCAAAGAAACAUGCAAGGUGUUUUGUCCUUUUAAUUAUAUGGAUAAAUUACUUAAAGAUGUCAGAAAUCUGGAACUGUUAGAAACGCAACAUUCAGUAAAGUUUUGACUAAUGAUAACCAUGUGUAUUGUGCCUAUAUCUUGUACAAUAUCAAAGCAUCUUUGAAUUUUUUUUUUAAGCUUUAUUGUUGAUUGUGAAAGUAUGGUGUUUAUAACCGACUGUAAGUAUGUGCAUAUCCAAAUCUCUUUCUUCAGGGUCAUAAUGUAAAAUUUUUCAUGCAGUAAAUUUUAGCCUUUGCCGGUCAUGCCAAAAUCUGUUGCGCUUGAGAAAAUACAGUACAGUAAAGCUUGUCUCAAAUACAUGAAUGUGUUUUGGUCUGAGUGCGUAGGUGGGAGCCUUCCCAGAAGAACCAUGUUGAGCUGCGGAGGACGAUUGCGUUAGUCUUAUUUGAACAGCUGUAGAAACAGGCACGCGUGUGGGUGUGAGUGGUGCUAGCCUUCAGUACAGCAGUCUAAUAGUUCAGGCUACGUGAGUUCAGAAUCAGUGUGUGUUCAAUCAUCUUCAUUCUUUAACAUAGCGCUGUUCUAAACCCUUAAAAAACACCCAAAGCAAGACUAAACAAAGAGGUCAUAUCUACAUCUGCAUUGGUUCAAUUUUUGUGUUUUCUAAAAAUAUGGUUUGCUUUUGGAAAUCAUUUCAGAAAUUUAUUUUUCUUUGUGUGUGUGAAGUCUCUUUGUCUGGAUGAAGGCAGAUGUAGGACCGUGACCCAAGAGAACUCUGACCCAACAGUUUUGAGAGCUGCUGGCCUACUUUUGCUACUAUCACACAUGAAGAGAGUUUGUGCCUGGGUCCGAAAUGUUUCAUUUAUACCUAGAACGUUUGAGAGACCUUAUGAAGUUGUCUUUGUGUAAUGAUGAGGUCCCACAACAAAAUGGGUGCACAUGGUUUUGUGCUAAUAUGCAAACUAAUUACUGCGUAUAACUGUGAUUGUGAUGUUAAUCUGACUGUGUAUGAGUUUGGGAAAUGUAAAUGCACCCAUUUUAUUCACCAUGUCUUUGAUGCUUUGCAAGAAAUAUUGAUAUUCAUCUCAAUAAAUACAGCUACUUCAA